Molecule: messenger RNA, 687 nt
Organism: Cherax quadricarinatus
Lineage: Eukaryota; Metazoa; Arthropoda; Malacostraca; Decapoda; Parastacidae
Source: RefSeq, a predicted model, not a curated record
AUGGGGAAGACUCUCCUGAUGCUGCUGAUGACGGUGCUGGUGUCCCUGCCUCCCACGCAGGCACAGAGGCAGUCUUCAUCGUCGACGCAGACUCCAGCUACAGGCCCGGAAGACUGCCCUGAGGAAGUGUCCAGGGGUUGCUUUUUAUUACUUGCUCCCUUCCUGACACGAGCUGACCCGAAUGACUGCUCCAAGUACUGCCAGUGUACUGGCAACGACAGCGGCAUCAUAGUACCCUGUCCAGCCAACAUGUACUACAACGAUAUACUUAAUAUUUGUAGCUUUCCUUCCUGGGUGAACUGUGGAAUCCGCCCCAAACCUUCAUAGAGUUCCAGCAGCAUCCACCACCAGAUACCACCAGCACAUACCACCAGAUACCACCAGCAGAUACCACCAGCAUCCACCACCAGAUACCACCAGCAUCCACAACCAGAUACCACCAGCAUCCGCCACCAGAUACCACCAGCAUCCACCACCAGAUACCACCAGCAUCCACCACCAGAUACCAUCAGCAUCCACCACCAGAUACCAUCAGCAUCCACCACCAGAUACCACCAGCAUCCACCACCAGAUACCAUCAGCAUCCACCACCAGAUACCACCAGCAUCCACCACCAGAUACCAUCAGCAUCCACCACCAGAUACCACCAGCAUCCACCACCAGAUACCAUCAGCAUCCACCACCAGA